Effrenium voratum is the source of this 1087-nucleotide messenger RNA. NCBI's taxonomy places the organism in Eukaryota, Dinophyceae, Suessiales, Symbiodiniaceae. The record is from the annotation of a GenBank genome assembly.
GAGCAAGACAGAUUUACUUGCAAUUCUCGGCUGGUGUCAUUCCACCGGAUGGAGGCCAGGUGAUGUCAGCUUGAGGGCAGCCUCUAGAUGGAUUUCGCCGAUUUGCAGCUCCAGCUGGAUUGCCUUGGGGACGAGUUGAAGCAGGAAUCCUGGGCUGUCCAACAGGAUGGCUCCCUCAGACACUGUCUGACCAACAUUGUCAUUGGUGAGGGCGGCUUGCGGGACGGGGUGGGACAGAUUGAGGUGGACCAAACAAACUUGCUUGGCCGCGGAGCCGGAGGAGUUGUGUGCCGUGCAGUCCACAAGCCGACAGGCAUGCCGCUGGCCGUCAAGGUUGUUCGCGUGGAGGACAAGGCCAAGAGGGAUCAGCUCAUCAAUGAGAUUCACACACUGUUCCGCAUCACCAAGAGUCACUUCCUUAUCGAGCUCUAUGAUGCGUACGUUCACAAGGAAUCUGGCUGCGUGCAUGUCGCGUUGGAGUACAUGGACGUUGGAAGUUUGGCCGACGUUAAGCGGCGCGUCGAAACAGUGCCAGAGAGCCUUUUGGCCUUGAUUCUGAUGCAGAUAUUGGAGGGCUUGAAAACCUUGCACCUCAGCAAUGUCAUCCACCGGGACGUGAAGCUUGGAAACAUCCUUGUGAACUCGCGAGGAGCUGUCAAGGUCACGGACUUCGGCAUAUCCAAGAACCUGGGUGACUCCUUGACGGUGUGCGACACUUUCGUUGGCACUGCCACUCAUAUGUCACCGGAAAGAGUACUUGGGGAGGAUUACGGCUUUGCUGCAGACAUUUGGAGCUUGGGUCUUUGCGUCUACGAGCUGGCCUGCGGUGUGUAUCCGUAUGGCAGCGUGGCGUCGUUCCCCGUCCUUUUUGACAACCUAUGUCAUAGGCCGGAACCUCGGCUCUCCGAGGAGAAGUUCUCACCGGAGCUGUGCUACUUUGUGGAAGCUCAAUUGCAAAAGAGACCUGAGUUGCGCUUCAGCGCCAUCGAGCUGCAGGCAUCCGAUUUCAUCCUUGGAAAUCUGCCCAAAGUCAGCGAGGCAGCUCUGAUCCGAUGGCUGGCCAAAGCAAUGGACAACGAUCCAUGAG